Strongyloides ratti is the source of this 204-nucleotide messenger RNA. RefSeq lists its product as hypothetical. The transcript has a single exon. Bases 1 to 204 code for a protein of 67 amino acids. Lineage: Eukaryota; Metazoa; Nematoda; Chromadorea; Rhabditida; Strongyloididae. The record is from RefSeq and is a predicted model, not a curated record.
AUGGAUGUUAAAAGAAAUUCAGUUUCUGGACCUUCUAGACGUAGAGCAUCGUUAGUUGAAGUUGCUGAAAAACAUUUUGAUACAAAUACACUCAUACUUAUUGUCAAUGUUCUUAUUUUGGUUGUUGCUAUGAGUCUUUUAUACAUGAUCGCAACUUCUGCUGCUACUGUUGGAAAAAACUUUUUUGAUAAGGAUGAAAAUUGA